Molecule: messenger RNA, 411 nt
Organism: Corylus avellana
Lineage: Eukaryota; Viridiplantae; Streptophyta; Magnoliopsida; Fagales; Betulaceae
Source: RefSeq, a predicted model, not a curated record
AUGGGUAAAGAGAAGGUUCACAUCAACAUCGUGGUCAUUGGCCAUGUCGACUCCGGCAAGUCGACCACCACAGGCCACUUGAUCUACAAGCUCGGAGGAAUCGACAAGCGUGUGAUCGAGAGGUUCGAGAAGGAAGCCGCUGAAAUGAACAAGAGGUCAUUCAAGUACGCCUGGGUGCUUGACAAGCUCAAGGCUGAGCGUGAGCGUGGUAUCACCAUCGAUAUUGCCUUGUGGAAGUUUGAGACCACCAAGUACUACUGCACUGUCAUCGAUGCUCCUGGACAUCGUGACUUUAUCAAGAACAUGAUUACUGGGACUUCACAGGCCGACUGUGCCGUCCUUAUCAUUGAUUCCACCACUGGUGGUUUUGAAGCUGGAAUCUCCAAGGACGUUUAUUUGCAUGGACUUUGA